Molecule: messenger RNA, 1704 nt
Organism: Clonostachys byssicola
Lineage: Eukaryota; Fungi; Ascomycota; Sordariomycetes; Hypocreales; Bionectriaceae
Source: the annotation of a GenBank genome assembly
AUGAGCCAGCCAGUGGCCCCGGAACUUAAUGGUGAAGUUGUCAAGCCCGAGAUUUGCUCUGCGUCCGAUGAUCAAUCCUCACCACAGCCGACCAAGGCCCUGGCCUUAGCUAUGGAAUCAUCUUCGGACAUAGAAGGCUCUGUGAAGUCUCGAAGCAAAUGGCGCACCACUGUCCUAUUGCUUGCGCUGCUUCUUCAGCUUUCACUCUUCGUUGCGGCUCUCGACGCCACCAUCGUUGCCACCUCCGCAUCAGUCAUUGCCGACGAUUUGAAGUCGGCAAGUGGCUAUGUCUGGAUUGGAGGUGCUUAUCUGCUGGCUGACGCCGCCAGUGGCCCAACCUGGGCAAAAGUAUCCGACAUCACUGGGCGCAAAGUGAUUCUUCUCGUCGCUGUGGCCAUCUUCUUUGUCAGCUCCAUCAUCUGCGCAACGGCUCGCACCAUGCCCACUCUAAUUACCGGCAGAUCAAUCCAAGGAUUGGGUGGCGGAGCUAUAAUCCUUCUUGUACACAUAAGUAUCAGCGAUCUCUUCAGCAUGCGUCAACGCAGCUUCUUUAUGGGCCUGUGUGAGUGUGUCUGGGCCGCCGCUGGUGCAAUCGGCCCCAUCAUUGGCGGCUUGUUUACAAGUUUAAUUUCAUGGCGCUACUGUUUCUGGAUAAACCUUCCAAUCGCCGGCUUGGCCUUCCUGAUUCUCUUGUUUUUCUUCGAUACUAAACACGACAACACAUCAUGGUCAGAUGGGCUCAGGGCAAUCGACUGGUACGGGAUGAUUACCUUCCUUGGGUUCGCAGUGCUCAUCCUGGUUACACUCAACUUUGGCCCUAUUUCAUCCUGGAACUCGCCCAUGGUCAUCGCUAUGUUCGUCAUUGGCGGAGCCCUUUUUUUUGCUUUUAUCUACAGUGAGUAUCGACUAGCCAAGUUUCCCAUUAUACCGCUGCGGCUGUUCAAGAACCGCAGCAACGUCGCUUGCUGUUGCCUUGGCUUUUCUCACGGCAUGUGCUUGAUAGCCGCAGAUUACUUUCUGCCGCUUUUCUUUCAGUCAGCCUUACAAGCCACGCCAUUAAGGUCUGGAGUUCUUCUCCUCCCAACGCUUCUGACCACCUCACUGGGCGGUCUCAUCUCCGGAAUCACAAUCAAGUUAACCGGUCGAUACUUGGAAUUAAUCUGGAUCGGCUCAAUUUUCCUUUGUGCAGGUACAGGUUCCUUUAUUUCCUUCGAUAUGAAUUCUCCGAUCGCCCAGAUUAUUGGCUGUCAGAUCUUGUUUGGACUCGGCAGCGGCCUCCUCAUUGAGCCUCCCAUCAUUUCCAUUCAGACGUCCGUGUCCCAGCAAGACGUUGCCUCCGCCAUCUCCACCUUUACAUUUAUACGCUCCGUGUCCCUGGCUGUCUCCAUUGUGGUUGGUGGUGUAGUUUUUAAUGGAUCAAUGCAGCAGCAGCACGAUUAUCUGAGCCAAGCAGGCUUGCCAGCAGACAUCCUUGGACGUCUAUCAGGGAAGGAGGCCGCUGCCAAUGUGCAUAUUGCCAGCCAACUGGCUGAUCGCGCACAAGUUUCAGCUGUGAAGCAGGCAUUUUCUUCGAGCAUUAGCAACAUGUUCAAGAUGUACACUGGCUUUGCCGUAUGUGCCCUGAUUUCUGGCUUGUUUGUGCGGUGGGCAUUUUUAGAAAAGAAACAUGUUGAGACUGUGACAGGUAUUAAGAAAGAGGGUUAG